Budorcas taxicolor (takin) is the source of this 1224-nucleotide messenger RNA. RefSeq names its product glutamic-oxaloacetic transaminase 1 like 1 (gene GOT1L1). Gene Ontology annotation, cellular component: cytosol. Bases 1 to 1224 code for a protein of 407 amino acids. Gene Ontology annotation, biological process: L-aspartate biosynthetic process. The record is from RefSeq and is a predicted model, not a curated record. The transcript has 9 exons. Lineage: Eukaryota; Metazoa; Chordata; Mammalia; Artiodactyla; Bovidae. Gene Ontology annotation, molecular function: pyridoxal phosphate binding; L-aspartate:2-oxoglutarate transaminase activity.
AUGCCCACUCUGUCUGUGUUCACAGAUGUGCCCAUGGCCCAGAAGCUAGAGGGCAGCUUGCUCAAGACAUACAAGCAAGAUGACAACCCUAACAAGAUGUUCCUGGCCUAUAAAGUCUGCAUGACCAGUGAAGGCAGACCCUGGGUAUCCUCCGUGGUGCGCAAGACUCGAAAGCAGAUUGCCCAAGAUCCCUCCCUGAACUAUGAGUACACGCCGGUGAUGGGCAUGAAAUCAUUCGUCCAGGCUUCCCUGAACCUCCUCUUUGGAAAGAACAGCCAAGUCAUUGUGGAGAACAGGGCAGGGGGUGUGCAAACCGUGGGGGACAGCGGCGCUUUCCAACUCGGGGCUCAGUUCCUCAAAACUUGGUGUCAGAAUUCUCAGAUUGUUUACAUCGUUUCUUCUCAAAAAGAACCUCAUGGACUCAUCUUCCAGGACAUGGGCUUUACAGUGUAUGAACACACCUUCUGGGACUCUGCGCAUCUGUGCUUGGAACCCAACAUGCUCCUCGAUGUGGUGGAGCAUGCCCCACAUGGCUGCGUCUUUGUGAUCGGGAGUAUCGGCAACUGUCAGCUGACCCCGCGUCAGUGGACACAGUUGAUGACCCUGAUGAAGAGCAAGGAGAUAUUUCCAUUUUUUGACAUUCCCUAUCAAGGUUUAUCCACCGGUGACCUGGAGGAAGAUGCUAGAUUCUUACACUACUUUGUGUCUCAAGGCUUUGAGUUCUUCUGCAGCCAGUCUCUAUCCAAGAGUUUUGGCAUUUAUGACGAAGGAGUGGGUACACUUGUGGUGGUGGCGCUCAACAACCAGCUCCUGCUGCGCGUCCUCUCCCAGCUGAUGACCUUCGCGCGGGCCCUGUGGCUCAACCCUCCCACCACGGGUGCUCGCAUCAUCACCUCCGUCCUCUGUAACCCUGCUAUGCAGGGAGAAUGGAGACAGAGUCUGGAAGGGGUUGUAGAGAAUGUCAUGAUGACCAAGGAAAAGGUGAAGGAGAAGCUCCGGCUUCUGGGAACCCCUGGCUCCUGGGAUCACAUCACUGAGCAGAAAGGGUCCCACAGCUAUCUUGGACUCAACUCCCAACAGGUGGAAUACCUGAUCAGUGAAAAGCAUAUCUAUAUCCCCAAGAAUAGUCGGAUCAACUUCACCUGUAUCAAUUCCUACAACAUAGAUUACAUCACUUCGAGCAUCAAUGAGGCUGUCUGCUUCACAAAGGACUCAGAGAAAUAG